GGCGAACACCGGAUUCACGUGACAUCUUUACGUAAAAAGUCCUUUCCUGUAUCAAGUAUUAACUGCUACUAUGGCCGAGACUGAGGGAAUGGAUGGAUCUUCUCCUGAAGAAGAUGUGCCACUCUCUUUCCCCAAAUAUGACUUUAUUAUUCCAAAGAAAGAAAUCCACAUUGUUACAGACAUGGGGAAAUGGAAACGCUCCCAGGCUUAUGCUGAUUACAUGGGCUUUAUCCUGACAUUAAAUGAAAGUGUAAAGGGAAAAAAAAUGACGAGUGACUACAACGUUUCAAAGCCAAUUGAACAGCUAGUAGCACUUUUGAAUACUUUGGACAAGUGGAUUGAUGAAACUCCUCCAGUAGACCAGCCUUCUAGGUUUGGCAACAAAGCAUUCCGGACAUGGUAUGCUAAACUUGAGCAGGAAGCUGAGAACCUGGUUACUACGGUUGUCCCUGAAGAGCAAAAGGAAGCAGUUCCUGAAGUUGCUGUUUAUCUAAAAGAAGCAGUUGGAAAUUCCACUCGAAUAGACUAUGGAACCGGUCAUGAAGCAGCCUUCGCAGCAUUCUUGUGUUGCCUUUGUAAAAUUGGAGUAUUGAAGAUUAGUGACCAACUUGCAAUAGUAUUUAAGGUAUUUGAAAGGUACUUAGACUUGAUGAGAAAACUUCAGAAAACAUACCGUAUGGAGCCAGCAGGCAGCCAAGGAGUAUGGGGGCUGGAUGAUUUCCAGUUUCUUCCUUUUAUAUGGGGUAGUUCUCAACUUAAAGACCACCCAACCCUUGAACCUCGUCACUUUGUAGAUGAAAAAAUUGUAAAUGAGUAUUACAAAGACUAUAUGUUUCUGGAGUGUAUUAAGUUUAUUACUGAGAUGAAAACGGGUCCUUUUGCUGAACACUCCAACCAGUUGUGGAACAUCAGUGCUGUUCCUGCUUGGUCCAAAGUUAACCAAGGUCUCAUACGGAUGUACAAGGCUGAGUGCCUUGAGAAAUUCCCAGUAAUCCAGCAUUUCAAGUUUGGCAGCCUUCUACCCAUCCAGCCUGCUAAAUCUUAGAAGAUGCAUGAUGAAGUAAACAGCAAGACCCACAAGCAGACAGCUCAUGUUUCUUUGGAUUAGAUACCAACCACCAUCACUAUUACAUGAAUGAACCCAGUUUUCUAUUUUCAUUAAUAUGAUUGUUGUUAUUAUUAUUAUUUCUUUUAGCACUUUGUUAAAUUGUUUCAAGUAAACAUGUAGAUACAAUUAUUACUAGACUUUA
Protopterus annectens (West African lungfish) is the source of this 1250-nucleotide messenger RNA. RefSeq names its product protein phosphatase 2 phosphatase activator (gene PTPA). The record is from RefSeq and is a predicted model, not a curated record. The transcript has 10 exons. Bases 71 to 1045 code for a protein of 324 amino acids. Gene Ontology annotation, biological process: mitotic spindle organization. Gene Ontology annotation, cellular component: protein phosphatase type 2A complex; cytoplasm; nucleus. Lineage: Eukaryota; Metazoa; Chordata; Ceratodontiformes; Protopteridae. Gene Ontology annotation, molecular function: peptidyl-prolyl cis-trans isomerase activity; protein tyrosine phosphatase activator activity.